GGCAGCUCUGUGGGCUGAUAGCUCCUUGAGAAGCCUUGGAUAAAGACUAUCAAGACUUAUUGAUUUCUCUACGUCUAGUUUCAUAAGGCAGUUGAGCAGGAUGUCUUGGUCGACGUCAAUGGAAUCUAUCCCGUGUUUCUCUGAUGCAGCCAGAGCUGAUUCUAUGGGGAGUAACGACUCUUGUUUAAAGACUUGGUAGAAGUAGUCUGCCAUUGCUUAUGCUUUUUCCUGAUCUUCUACGAUUGUGUCACUGUCAAUAGUCAGGUUUGGGACACCAUUGGAUGUUUUAUUCCUAAAGUUCAUGUACGAGAAAAUUUUCUCAGGUUAUGCCUUUGCAUUUUGAGCCGAAUGUGGUUCGAACUUCAUUAUUGAUUGGCUGACUUCUGCAGUAGCUCUUUUCCUAGAAGUGUGGUAUAAUUUCAAGUCCCAAGUGUGGCAAACAGGUUUAAACAUUAGUGUUCGCGUCUAAGUAACUUAUGAAUCUCUUGGUUUAUCCAGGUGGGGAGGGGGCAAUGUUUCCGACCCUUUGGGAGCAGACCAAGGAAUGAAAGGUUCGGUUGCUUGGGCUUAAUGUUGUUUAAAUUGGUUCCAUGCGGCUUCUACUUGGGACUCUGGGUUAAUGUACCAGUUCACUGAGUUAGCUGCUGAGACGAUCGCAUUUAUAUCAGCUUUCAGAACGUUUGGUCGAGCUGGGGUUUCGGCCCAUGGUGCUGUCCCUGUGAACUUGAAAGUGAGCACAGCGUGAUCACUUCUUCCUAAAGGAGGAAGAUGUUGUAUGAGAUCCAAAUCCUCACCGUAGGAGAACACUAGGCCCAGAGUUGAAGAUGAGUGCCGUGAUUCAUAGUGCGUGGACUUAAUGACAUAUUGGACUAGGGCUAGCGAAAUGCUAGAUUCCGGCAGUUUAUGAUUAAAAGAGUUGUCUGGAGAUGGCGUUGUAAGGCUUGUCCAGUCAACUGUCGGAGCGGAUGUGUUACAAGGUUUGACACCUCUGUUUAUCCUUAUAGUAGGCUUAUGCAAUUAGCUGAUAUAUCUAGUUUUACUUAAAACUAAAGUUUUGCUAAAUAAUUAACUACUACGCUUUCUUUAGUUUUUCUUCUUGGUGUUUCAGUUUUCGGAUGUCUUCAUUUCUCAGUAAUGAUUAAUAGAGUAUGAACAAGAUGUCUACUCCCUUCGAUCAACUAAUCAAUUCAAACUUGUUGGAUUCACUUUGUCUUCGGAUACUUGAAGUCUAUUGUCUAAAGAUGCGUAAAACUCCUGUAACAUUAAGCCCAGACGCAAGAAUGCAUGUUAUUAAUUACACAAUGGGUAUAAUUAAAAGUCUUUGUGAUCCUACAAUUCCAAAUUGUGUUGUCGACAUCCGAGAACGAAUAGACUACUGUUUUCCCUCAAAAAUUAGACCUUCUAAUCAAUUUCUGAAUGAGAUUCAGUUGAAUGUUGAGAAGGGGAAGAAAAAAACUCUUUACAUCUCUGCAGAUAAAGUCUUUUCUUCUUUUAAGUCAGUGUAUCCGCACGUGGAACCAUCUGUCUCCUUAUUUUUCGCACAUUUAAUGGAGCAUAUUAUGGGGCAGAUUCUCCAGUGGGCAAUACAUUACGAGUCGAAAAUACAUUCAGGAUAUAUUGAGGGGACAGAUAUUCAACAUAUAUUCAGUUUGUUCGGAGCUUCAAAGCAGUCAAAAUCACCAGUUUGUCCCAUUCCAUCCCUGCACAGAAAGUCCAAAGACUACAAAGAUUAUGCAAAAGAGAUACAGUAUUUAUUGCGAUCUAGCGUUCAACAUCUUGGGAUAGUUGUACGAAUAUUCGGUGACUGUCUAUCAGAGGAGUUGUCUCAAAUCCGCACUGUUACAGAAUCCUUUCUGUCCGAAUGUGAUGAUUUAAGCGAAGUUAGCCUAUCCGCUCGUCGUUUACUGACAUCAAUCAAAUCUGCCCAGCUUGUUUUCGAUCGUGCUUCAGAGGUGCAUGGUCACAUAACUCUAUUAAGUGAAUGCGUUGACGAUGCUCAGGAAGAUCAAACGCGUCUUCUUGGUUCAUGUUUAAUAGAACCUGCAGAAGACGAGACGUUUUACAGCUUUGCUCACUACUCAGAUGCAGUUUUCAGCAAUGAUUGCCGAGAAUGGAUAAAUGUUUUAGCUCAGAUACCGCAUAUUGCACGCACGCUUACUCACGAGUUCCAAAGGAUUUUACGAGUUACGUUAACUAACGCAUCUAGUCGUCGGCAUGCAGAGAUAAAAUUACGGUUUUCUGACCCUCAUUCAUGUCCGUUGUGUACGACAAGUUUUACAUAUGACAGCGUAAAUUUAACAGCACCAGGACAGCCUUCAGAACCCUGUUAUGCAUUACCUCAUCAGUCUGACAUUUCACAAUCAUAUUGGCCGGAUGCUGCUUCAGGCUAUGCUAUCAACAGCUGUGCGGGUAGGUGCGUAAGUAGUACGUACAAUUCAACUGACAAUGUUACUUCUCUAUCUCUACCCUUCUGUUCUAUCUCAACAAAUCAACAAUUUUUUAAUUCACCAUCUUUUACAUCGUUUACAAAUCCACGUCAACAAAAACCAACGGAUCAUUCUUCCAAUACAAAGCACAGCACAAGUCCAAGAUCAGUUAGCAUUUCACCGUUACCUCUUCAGUUAGCACACAAAUCUAUACCUGAUUUUGUAAAUAAUGAUCGCAUUCAGAAUCAGACUGAAGAACUAGCUGUUCGAACUUCUGAUUAUGGUUUGUCAACAUCGUCUUCAUCAUCUGCAAUCAACGAUGAAGGUAUGAAGGCUGCCGGUGAUAAUGAAUGCAGUUUAAAUGAAAAGGUUUUCUCUGAUGAUACCGAUAAUUACUCUUCAGGAACUGGCUCGUUUAAAGAAGGUCAAGCACAGUUGAUGGAACUCCUUCAUUUCAGUUUCGAUUUAACUACAGUCUCACCAUCAUGCAGUCAUAUGGUAAUCGCCUUUCGUUAUCUUCUACCUCAACUUUUGCUUCUACCGAAUUUGCAGUUACUACAGCUGGCAGAUCACAUAGAGGCUCUCCGUGCGCAAGCUGCUGAAGAAAGUGAACAAGCUAUUCUCAGGGAUGUAAUGUCUAUAUUAUCAAAAACUCGAUCUUCUGUGUCCACUAUAUUAUUUAAUCAGGAUUGGGUAAAACUUGUGUAUCCGAAAUUGUCCUUUUUGAUGAAAACGCCUGUUUCUGAUGAUCCGUGUCCAGCUGAAGGAAAAAGCAGACUAGAAGAAUUGAUAUGUUCAGUUCGUCGUAUGCAACAUCCUUCCGAAAUUCCACUUGUUAUGUCUGAUUUCAUUAUGGAGGGCCGUGUACAGAUAAGAACUGAUCAUAGUCGGCCUAAAAAGUGUGAACGGAUGGCGUAUCUUUUCAGUAAUUGGUUACUUUUAUGUAAGAAACAAAAACGAGUACUUGGUAACGUUGUAUCUACUUCUUCGUCUAGUGCAAAUUAUGCCAUGAAAGUAAAAAGCCGUAUUUGUUUGGAGCAGUUUCAUCUCAUAGAUCUAGCCCCGGAAGUCAAUGAUAAUAACGAAGUUACGUUUUCAUUUGACUUGGAAUUUUGGGAAGCACCAAAGUUGUCUUCUGUUAUGUCUGGUUUUCAACACGACACAGCCAAUUCAUCUUUCAAUUUACAUUCAUGUAACAAUCCCACUGCAUCUGGUGAACUUCAGUCUGUAUUUCCUGGUACAUUAAAUCAGAGUCAAUUUCAAGUUGGCAGUGUAUUGUCUGUUUCGACGUUAACUAGUACUAGCACGUUGGUUGAUAACUCUCCUGACUCCCAUGUAAACUUAACUUCUGGAAAUGCUGAAAACACCAAGUCAUUGAUUCUUCCAACAGCUGAAGAUGCAGUUACUGCUUCAAAUAAUGCUCUUAUAGACGUUAUCUCAUCUUACCCGAAGCAACGAUUCACGUUCAUCUUUCUUAGCAGAGAAGAUAAAGCGAAUUGGAUGUCAGCUUUAGUGUAUCUUCAUUUAUCUAGAUUGUUCAAACGAUAUCUAAUGUCCCUUCCACGUCAAGACCUUCCUCUGAUCUUACCGUCUCCUUCCAUAUAUCGAUAUGCUGUUCCAGAUUCACCACUUAAUAUUAUUUUGGAACCUCCACAAACUGAUGGCAGUUCAGGCAUUCCUAUUGUUCGUGCUGCAACAAUCCUAAAACUCAUUGAACGAAUGACCUACCAUGAAUACUUUGACAGCAAAACUCUUAAUGCCUUUCUUUUGACCUAUAGACGUUACGUUACAGCUUUGGAGCUAUUGGAUUUAUUGAUCGAGCGAUUCAACAUACCAAAUCCAGAUUUUACAGAAGCUGCCAAUGAAAAAUUCAAUUCAGUUAAGGGUAGUGAUUGUCUGACUACUGCUGCUUGGCGUCUGGAGCAGCGUUUUCGUUCAGUAUACAAACGGCGUGUUCAAUAUAGAGUUUUAAACUUCAUAAUCAAAUGGGUGAAAAAUUCCUCCUAUUAUAAACUGGAUAUCCUGCCAGAUGCUACAUUACGCAGUAAAUUAUGGAGCUUUCUAGACACAGUUGAUGCUCGCAAUUUAUCUGAUAAUGUAACUAAUAUCCGUAAAUCACUACUUGGUGAUCGAAUAAGAUCGGUGCCGACAAUUCAACAGCUUCCACCUGAGCCACUUGAUUUUGGCUUAGUUAUGCUUUCAGAUGAUGUCAAAUUAACCACAGUUCACCCACUUGAAUUAGCUCGUCAGGUUACUUUAUAUGAGUGGGAACUAUACUCUCGUAUCGAAUUCUGGGAAGUUACUGGUAAGGAAAAAAUUAAAUCUCCCAAUUUCGAGGCAUCACUGCAAUUUUCUAAUAAGUUUAAAUGGUGGCUAGUCAGUUCAAUCAUGUCAGCCCAUCAUUUAGAAGAUAGAAUGGUAGUCAUGCAACGUGUGGCCGACCUACUGACAUAUUUUGAACAUUUAAACAAUUUACAAGGAGUUCAAGAAGCUAAAGCUGCUCUGCUGAGUUCUCCUGUAUUUCGUUUAAGUGAAACAUACGAGGCUCUUAUCUCCAAGUCUAAACAGCAUUAUCGUAAUUUGUUUGAAUGUUUACGCCAAUCAGUUGAAAGUGAUAAUGGCAAUAUUUAUUUUGAUGAUUACCAAGAAAAAUUGCAUCGAAUUCAUCCACCUGGUCUACCAUUUAUUGCAGUUGGUGAUAAAACACAACUGAUACAUUUAGAAUUAAAGCACUCGGAUUGGGUUAAUCCUUCUUCAUUACCAUUUGUAUCAGUUGCAGAUGUACGCGAUUCGAAUAGUAAUAGUUGUUUAAUAAAUUUUUGGAAAUGUCGUCAAUUAGCUGAACUUGUUGAAUACUAUUUGUCUUUUCAACAAACACCAUACAAUUUCUCCAUCAAUAAACCAAUUCGUAACUUUUUAGAAACACUAGACCCUUUAAGGUCAUGGGGUGUUGAAAGUGAAAAUGCCUUUGACGAUAUAAUGUAUGAAAAAUCUUUGAAAAUCCAGCCUAAACUCGGUGACACAUCUUCAACAGCAUCUCGAGAACGUAGCUUCACACCUGUGGAACUAAAAAUUGCAGCUGCAUUGAAUCUCGUUCAGCCGGAUCCCAAUCUUACUGCUGAUUCACGCGAGUUUCGUAACCUUGUUCAGAUGAUUUCUACUGUAAAAAACUGUUCUUCAUCUUCUUCAACCAAUGAAAACCCGUUAAUGAAGGUUUCUUCUGAUCUAGCCGACAAAACGUUUGAGCGGUCAAGUAGUAAGUUGAAUACUACAGUGUGUGCAACAAUUAAUGAAUCUACUGUAUACCCUCAAAAUUCUGAAGAAAAGUCAUCUUUGCUUUCUGGAGCUGACAAAAUCUGCAUUGACUUGAAGCCAUCCAUUAUUGGAGAUAUUUAUGGGGAUUUACGUGUUACUUCUCCAACAGUUCCAAAACCUAAAGACAUUGAAAGGCCACCAUCAGUACCAUUCGACAUAAAAUGUGUACAAAGAUGUGAAGAAACACGUGCAAAAAACAGUUCUCCGCCACCUCUUCCACCUCGAAUAAGCAAGUAUUCAAAUGUAAAUACACAUUCAGAACAAUUAUUUCGCCAACCAUCGCCGUCUCAAGGAUUUCAUAAUUUUCCCAAUUCCACAUCGUUACACCACAGCAAUAUAUGCUGUACGGCUCUACCUGCAAUGGAUAUAUUAACCGUUUGUUCAACGGAUAGUCACAUUUCAUGUGAUUGUAUAGCGGAAAAUUCGUCAAAGAUACAGUCAUCAAAUGUCUCACAGGAAUGUGAAAAUACACCUAUGAAUGAAACUCUAGACAGUGUUAGUCCUCCUCCAAGACCAUCACGCAGAAGUUUGAUUUCUGUAUCCUCCCGUACGCUGCCGACCGAGAGAAAUUGUUCUUCAUCAUGUGAAGCGACAGAACUUUCAGGUUUUGCAUCUAGAUCGUUAAAUGUUAACACGUUAAAUCCACCUACUCUGCCUCCUCGUAAUCCGUCGUCUCAUAAAGAGUCAACACUUGAGAAUGCUGAUAUUCACGGUGAAUCAGUUGGCUUAUCAAAUUUAGCAAAUCCUACUCGGGUGUUUUUAUCACACAACACAACUAUUACAACAGAUCGUUCAUCACCACCUCCAUUGCCUCCUAAAAAAAUCACUUCCUCAUAA
This is a messenger RNA of Trichobilharzia regenti, 6578 nucleotides long. The record is from the annotation of a GenBank genome assembly. NCBI's taxonomy places the organism in Eukaryota, Metazoa, Platyhelminthes, Trematoda, Strigeidida, Schistosomatidae.